Messenger RNA from Acomys russatus (golden spiny mouse), 2623 nucleotides. RefSeq names its product growth arrest specific 1 (gene Gas1). The coding region runs from base 679 to 1827 and encodes 382 amino acids. Gene Ontology annotation, cellular component: plasma membrane. NCBI's taxonomy places the organism in Eukaryota, Metazoa, Chordata, Mammalia, Rodentia, Muridae. The transcript has a single exon. Gene Ontology annotation, biological process: negative regulation of mitotic cell cycle. The record is from RefSeq and is a predicted model, not a curated record.
GAAAGAAAGAAAAAAAGUUUCAACAACAACAGGCUGGACCAAUAGCAGCGCUCAAAGACAGGGAAGGGGGCCGAGCAAAGGGCGCCGGAGAGUGGAGAAAGGAGAAAGCGGGCCAGCCUGGAGCGCGCGGGGCCGAGGCUAGGCGAGUCGGAGGAGCGUUGCUAAUGUUUUUGUUUGUUUGCUUUUCUAUGCAUGCAUAAUGAGGGGGCGCCGCGGCACCACACGGGGGCUCCCGGCCCACUUUUGUAUUUAAAGCCUUGCCGCGAGCAAGUCCGCAGCCGAGCUCCGCGGAUCCGUUCCCCAGGCUCCGGGUCUCCGAGCAGGGCUGCAGCUCCAAGUUUCGGGGUCCUCUCUGCGCCUGGCGCCCAGAACUUCCCGGAGCGUGGCCCAGGCCAGGGCAGAGGGGGAGGGGACCGAGCGUCCUGGCCGCGGGAAGGCGGGAUGCCAGAGCUGCGAAGUGCUACGCGCUGCUGAGCCCCGGACGGUCUGCAGGCGCCUAGCACCAUGCACCCCGGGCGCCGCGCGCUCCUGCAGACUCGCCGCGUCCCACCGGGGCGGCACUGAGCGUCUCCAGUCGCCGACCAGAGCCGGACCUGAAUCGCCUCGCCUCUCAGGGAGCCCCGGCCGCGGUGCCGGAGCAAACACCCGCCUCGACCAGCCGCCCGACCGCCGGCAUGGAUGGAUGAGGACGCCCAUGCCAGAACUGCGCGGAACUCAGACAAACUUUUCCAGCGGCCCGGCCGCCCGCGCCUCAUCUCCGCUCCGCACCGCGUCGGGCGGCCGCUGCUGCCCGUGAUGCUGGCCGCGCUGCUGGGCGGCGGCGGGGCCCGCACCGGGACUUUGCCGGGCGCCUUGCUGUGCCUGAUGGCGCUGCUGCAGCUGCUGGUCUCGGCGCCGCGGGGCUCGGGGCUGGCGCACGGCCGCCGCCUCAUCUGCUGGCAGGCACUGCUGCAGUGUCAGGGCGAGCCCGACUGCAGCUACGCCUACAGCCAGUACGCCGAGGCGUGUGCACCCGUGCUGGCGCAGCGCGGCGGGGCUGACGCUGCGGGACCCGCCGGCGCCUUCCCCUCCUCGGCCGCGUCUUUCUCGCCGCGCUGGCGCUGCCCGAGCCACUGCAUCUCGGCGCUCAUCCAGCUCAACCACACGCGCCGCGGGCCCGCGCUGGAGGACUGCGACUGCGCGCAGGACGAACACUGCCGGUCCACCAAGCGUGCCAUCGAGCCCUGUCUUCCGCGCACCAGCGGCUUGGGCCCAGGAGCGGGAGCAGGCUCGGUCAUGGGCUGCACUGAGGCCCGGAGGCGCUGCGACCGCGACAGCCGCUGCAACCUGGCGCUCAGCCGCUACCUAGCCUACUGCGGCAAGCUUUUCAACGGGCUGCGCUGCACGGACGAGUGCCGGGCGGUCAUCGAGGACAUGCUGGCCGUGCCCAAGGCGGCGCUGCUUAACGACUGCGUGUGUGACGGGCUGGAGCGGCCCAUCUGCGAGUCGGUCAAGGAGAACAUGGCCCGCCUGUGUUUCGGCCCAGACGCGGGCAACGGUCCGGGCAGCAGCGGCUCGGACGGAGGCCUAGAUGACUACUACGACGAAGAAUAUGACGACGAGCCGCGCGCUGGAGCGGCGGGCGGCGAGCAGCCCCUGGACGACGACGACGGCCUGGCUCGCCCGGGCGGCGGCGCUGCUGCGGCGGGUGGCCGCGGGGACCUGCCGCAUGGGCCCGGGCGCAGGAGCAGCAGCAGCGGCAGUGGGGGCCACUGGACAACCCGAGGCGCCUGGACACCGUUUGCCUGUUUGCUGCUGCUGCUACUGCUGCUCGGGUCACUGUUGUAGAUCCUGGGCCGCGGCUGCUCAAAGCUGGUGCGCGCGGUGCGGCUGGUUCCCGAGCGGGGCACCUGUGGCUCGGAGGCCGGAGAUUGUCCGGAACACUGACCCACACUCUCCUCGGCUGGACAGGGCCCAGCCCGAACCGCAGCCACCAUGCUCGGCCCUCCUCUGAGCGGUUUCCAGGUUGCAGAGAUACCGGCUGAUCUAUAUAUAUUGCAGGCUCGAAUCUGCAGAAAGUAGGACAUCCUGCAAAAAAGCAAAGAGGCCUGGACUCUGUUAGAGUGCUGAACGGUGGGGGUCUUUUCAGCUCCAAGGGACUGGGGGGAGGGGAUGUUGAAGGAAUUAAGCUUGCAAAAAGGCCAGGGAUUUUGUUUGUUUGUUUGUUUGUUUGUUUUGCUUUCAAACACUUUUUCUGGGUGCGUGGGGGGACACGGUACUGGUAACGACUUUAAUUGCUUGUGGCCACUGAGAAACACAGCAAUCGUAAGUAAAUAGAAAAGUUCUUAGCGAUUCAUUCCUGUACUCUUGGUAGAGCAGCCAGCAUUCGCCGAGUGUGGAGCCGGCGAGAUUGCCUUGUUGGGGGUCCCUGAAAUUACGCCAGCAUUAUAACCUUAACCCUUCCCCUUUAAUUUCACUGCCACCGUUCUGAUCCCUCAGCACCACGUGUCUUAGAAUUAAGGGCCCAAAAAACGCUGGUCUAAAGAGUUACCACGGUGUUGAACAAUACAAGUUUUCACCCUAAAGCUCGGUACUGCCAUCUAGGAAAACCUCUAUGAUAUUUGUUUUGUUGCCUUUUUUUUUU